Manihot esculenta (cassava) is the source of this 1518-nucleotide messenger RNA. Its product is annotated as U-box domain-containing protein 28. The record is from RefSeq and is a predicted model, not a curated record. Gene Ontology annotation, molecular function: ubiquitin protein ligase activity. Gene Ontology annotation, biological process: protein ubiquitination. The transcript has a single exon. NCBI's taxonomy places the organism in Eukaryota, Viridiplantae, Streptophyta, Magnoliopsida, Malpighiales, Euphorbiaceae. Bases 77 to 1309 code for a protein of 410 amino acids.
UCUCCAGUCCAAUUUCUCUCCGACCCUCCAAAGUCUAAACAUCUCUCUCUCUCUGAGAACGGAGGUAAAGGAAAACAUGGGCAGAAGCGAACUCUACAUAACUGUACCCAAUCUCUUCCGGUGCCCGAUAUCUCUCGACGUAAUGAAGUCUCCCGUAAGUCUCUGCACCGGCGUCACAUACGAUCGCUCCAGUAUCCAGCACUGGCUUGACUCCGGCCACGACACCUGUCCCGCCACCAUGCAGGUCCUCGCCACCAAGGACUACGUUCCUAAUCUCACUCUCCAUCGUCUUAUAAACCUCUGGGCCCAAUCCUCCACUCGCCGCCCUGACUCCAGCCACUCUACGCCGACGGCGACCCCCGUCUCGGACCAGCAAGUUGAGAUUUGGAUUGAGGACGUUAAGAGGCAACGUGUGGAGUCUCUGGUUAAAAUUGUGGAUUUUCUGAGCUAUUCAGAGGAUAAUAGAAGGUUUCUGGUCCGAUUUGAUGAUCUGAUGGAGGCAAUUGUCGUUGUUUUGAGUACAGACGGAGUAGAGAUUCAGAUUUUGGAGUUGAUUGUUCGGGUUUUGGAUUUGAUUUUGCUUCAAAAUGGAGUCAGGGAGAAACUGCACAGCUCAGUCCUCAAAAGCAAUCAAAAUUGCUUGUCUUCGUUUCUUUCCAUUAUCCAAAAUGGAAAAUCUCAAUCGAAAAUCCAAGCCGUUAAAGUUCUGGAGUCAAUUUCGACGAAUAACGAAUCGAAACGCUUAGUCGCAGAAACACAAAAUCUCAUGCCAGUCCUUUUCCAUCUCCUCAAAACAGAAAACGAUCAGGCCCUGCACGAAGCAGUUUCGUCUCUCUUGAUCUCUAUCGCCAUAACUCGUUCAAUCAAGAAUCACUUUGUGCAACUCGGACUCGUUCAAGUCCUAUCUAAAACACUCUCCGACAAAAACACAGCCGUUUCACUCGUAGAGAAGUCCUUAACGCUGUCAUCUAUCAUUUCUACAUGCGCUGAUGGUCGAAAAGCAAUAAGCGAGGACCCAAAAUGCGCAGGAUCUAUAGUAGAGAGAUUAAUGAAGGUGUCAAAAACGGCGACGGAGGAUGCCGUAGUGGUGCUAUGGAGUUUGUGCUGUUUGUUCAGGGACGGGAGGGUGCAGGAGAAGGUAAUGAGGAGCAAUGGGUUGACAAAGUUGUUGGUGGUGAUGCAGAGUGAAGGUGAAGGGAACGUGAGGAGGAUGUGUGCGGAUUUGGUGAAAGUUUUGAGAGUAGGGUACAAAGAUGGUUGGAAGGUGAUGAGCUAUGAAACAAAAACGACACAUAUCAUGCCGUAUUAGAUUUGAAAUUGGGUACAGUUCAAUAGUUUAGAUUCUUAAGAUUUUAGGAAGGAUGUGAUUUGGGAGUUUUGUUGACAUUAACGCACACAAGGGAUACAAGAAAGGAAAUUCUUUUUCUAAUUUUUUUCUCCUUUAUUUUAGUGUUACAACUUAGAAACGACUUUGUAACUUUACAGAAUUUUAAUGCAACAAUACAAGUUCAUUUGGAA